Messenger RNA from Oikopleura dioica, 1758 nucleotides. NCBI's taxonomy places the organism in Eukaryota, Metazoa, Chordata, Appendicularia, Copelata, Oikopleuridae. The record is from the annotation of a GenBank genome assembly.
AUGCUCUGGCUGAGAAAAGCAAGAAAAAUUGCAAAAGUAAAGUACGAUUUUAUAAUUUGCGGUGGAGGAUCAGCAGGAUGCGUGCUCGCAAAUCGACUUUCCGAAGACGGAUCCAAAAAUGUUCUUCUUUUGGAAGCUGGACCGUCUGAUAAUAUUUUCGCAAAACAUGACUCCCGACUGGGAAAAAUACUGUCGUGGAAGAUUCACAUGCCGGCUGCGUUGCAGUACAAUCUGCAGGAUGAAAAAUACAACUGGUUCUACGAAACUGUUCCUCAAAAGCACGCGAAUAAUCGUUCCUUCUAUUGGCCGCGUGGUAGAGUUAUCGGAGGCAGUAGCUCGUUGAAUGCGAUGGUUUACGUUAGAGGCCAUGGAAAAGAUCAGGAUCGAUGGGCGGAAGAGAUUGGGGAUGAAAAAUGGAACUAUGAUCACCUUCUGCCUUAUUUCAAAAAAUCCCAGAACUUUUACGCGGCAGAAGAAGAUGAUUUCUACAAAGGAAGAAGUGGACCACUUCAUGUAGCUGACGGUGACUUUAACACUCCACUGUAUGAAGCAUUCAUUCAAGCAGGGGUUGAAGCAGGCUAUGCGAAAACAGAAGAUAUAAAUGGCUAUCAACAAGAGGGUUUUGGAAAGCUGCCGAUGACAGUUAACAAGUACGAUGGAUCCCGAGCCAAUGCUUCUUCUUGUUAUCUGGACCCAGCGCGAAAGCGAGAAAAUCUAACGAUCCUGUCAGAUUCUCUUGUAGACAAAGUCGUGUUUAGCGGGACAACUGCUUCUGGCGUGAAUAUUUCUAGCUUCAAAUCGCGAAAUUCGUUUGGAGAAAACCUCUUCAUCGAAGCUAGUGAGGUAAUUCUAUGUGGAGGAGCAAUCAAUUCGCCCCAGAUGCUUCAACUUUCUGGGAUCGGAAACGCAGUUGAAUUAGAGAAGGCCGAAGUUGAUCCGAUUGUUGACUUGCCUGGCGUCGGUGAAAAUCUGCAAGAUCAUAUUGAAAUCUCCGUUUCUCAUAGAACUCUACCCGGCCUUUCACUCCAAAAGUAUCAAAAAUCGCCAUUGAUGCAGCUCAUCGGAGCCGAGUGGUUUCUCAAAGGAACUGGCAUCUGCGCGACGAAUCAUUUCCACGCUGGAGCGUUUAUCAGGACCAAGGCGGCGGAAGAACUUGAUCAUCCAGACAUUCAACUACAUUUCGUGCCAAGCCAGUAUCUUGAUCACGGCCGUGGGGAACUUACUGAAGAGGCUUUUCAAGCUCAUGUUGGAACAUUGCGGGCUAAAUCGACGGGGCAUAUCAAAAUUAGAUCCAAUAAUCCAAGAGAGCAUCCAAAAAUCGAUCCAAAAUACCUGUCCCACCCGGAAGACCUGCCCGAUCUCGUCGAAUGUUUGAAACUUACGCGCGAGAUUUUCGCCCAAUCAGCAUUUGACGAGUUCCGGAAAGCCGAACUCGUCCCCGGUAAAGAAUUCAAAAACGACAAAGAAAUAGAAGAAUGGAUCAAAUCGUUCAUCGAAACCGUCUAUCACCCAGCCUGUUCCUGCAAAAUGGGGAAAGAAGAAGAUCCGAUGGCGGUCGUUGAUUCAGAAUGCCGCGUUUUUGGGACACAAGGAUUGCGCGUCAUCGAUGCUUCAAUAAUGCCCAGCAUAGCAUCGGGAAAUUUAAAUGCUCCGACGAUUGCUAUUGCCGAGAAAGCAGCGGAUAUCAUUCUAGGAAAAGAUCCAUUGGUUAUAGCAAACUCUCCAUAUUUCCUUGCCGAUACAAGAUCUCAGCGAUGA